Messenger RNA from Hippoglossus stenolepis (Pacific halibut), 1615 nucleotides. Its product is annotated as glycerol-3-phosphate dehydrogenase [NAD(+)], cytoplasmic. The record is from RefSeq and is a predicted model, not a curated record. The transcript has 8 exons. Bases 114 to 1169 code for a protein of 351 amino acids. NCBI's taxonomy places the organism in Eukaryota, Metazoa, Chordata, Actinopteri, Pleuronectiformes, Pleuronectidae. Gene Ontology annotation, cellular component: glycerol-3-phosphate dehydrogenase (FAD) complex; cytosol. Gene Ontology annotation, molecular function: protein homodimerization activity; glycerol-3-phosphate dehydrogenase [NAD(P)+] activity; NAD binding. Gene Ontology annotation, biological process: glycerol-3-phosphate catabolic process; carbohydrate metabolic process.
GGCCCGGGCCUCCUCAGCUGUUUGUCUGUUUGUAUAAAAACUCUGCGUCUCGGCCUCAGUGCGUCUUCACACCGGCAGCAGCAGCAGAUCCAUCUGGAAAGUCCAAACACAGGAUGGCAGCUCCCAAGAAAGUGUGUGUGAUCGGCUCUGGUAACUGGGGCUCUGCCAUUGCCAAGAUCGUGGGCGCCAACGCAGCCAAGUAUGACAAGUUUGACACCACAGUGAACAUGUGGGUGUUCGAGGAGACGGUGAACGGCCGUAAACUCACAGAAAUCAUCAACACAGACCAUGAGAAUGUGAAAUACCUGCCUGGUCACAAGCUGCCCCCCAACGUGUUGGCUGUUCCAGAAUUGGUGGAUUCUGUGAAAGGAGCCGACAUCCUGAUCUUUGUGGUCCCUCACCAGUUCAUCAUGAGAGUGUGCGACACCAUCAAAGAUCACAUCAAGAAGGACACUGUGGGAAUGUCUCUCAUCAAGGGCAUCGAUGCGAGUCCAGAGGGUCUGAAGCUGAUCUCAGAGGUGAUCCGAGGGAAGCUGGGCAUCACCAUGACCGUCCUCAUGGGAGCAAACAUCGCCAACGAGGUCGCUGAGGAGAAGUUCUGUGAAACAACCAUUGGGUGUAAAGACAAAACAUACGGGUCCAUGUUGAAGGAGCUGAUGCAGACCACCAACUUCCGUGUGACCGUAGUGGAGGAGUCGGAUGUCGUGGAGAUCUGUGGAGCUCUGAAGAACAUCGUGGCAGUCGGAGCAGGUUUCUGUGACGGUCUGGGCUUCGGCGACAACACUAAGGCGGCAGUGAUUCGUCUCGGCCUGAUGGAGAUGAUCGCCUUUGCUAAGUUCUUCUGCACGGCCUGCCACGUCUCCCCCGCCACCUUCCUGGAGAGCUGCGGCAUCGCUGACCUCAUCACCACCUGCUACGGGGGACGCAACCGCAAGAUCGGGGCGGCCUUCGCCAAAACAGGAAAAACCAUCGAGCAGUUAGAGAACGAGCUGCUGAACGGACAGAAGCUUCAAGGUCCAGCAACUGCGAUGGAGGUCCAUGAAAUCCUGAAACAGAAAAAAAUGGUGGAAAAGUUUCCUCUGUUCACCGCUGUUUACCAGAUCUGCUUCAACAGCCACCCCGUCACUGAGUUCAUCAACUGUUUGCAGAACCACCCAGAGCACAUGUGAGGGACCGCCGCACAGGGAAAAGGACUUUUGCACUAGAAAACCAAAGAGUUUAUACGACGGAGACGUCAGCUGAAGAAUGUGCUUCAUCCUGACGUCUCCAACAGAGAAAAGAAAGAAACCUGUCCUCCCUCUGCCUGAGCUGCUGUGUUGACCUGCUGUUAUUACGUCUCUGACAUAACGUCUGACACCUCCUCUGCUCUAACUUAACGAUUCAUAAAUGUACGUGUCGUCAAUCUACCAGGUCUUAAAAGUGUGAAGAAUUUGAGUUAAAUACACGUAACCCUGACCUGGAUGUUUUGAAAUGUUACAUCAUGUCUUGGGUAAAAGUGCCUUUUUUCACCGUGUUAAACAAAGCACUGAACACUAAAGCCACCACCCCCCCUGUACCGAGAUGUAACCGAUAACUGAACAAGGUUUAUUUUAGGAAUAAAUGAUUGUUUAUGGUG